AUACAUCUUAAAUAUAAAAUUAAAACAAUUAAUUAGACCUUUUAUUAUUACAGAAAUGAUGACAUUUUUAAAUUAGAGUAAUUUUAAUUAUUAUUAAGUAAUCAAUAAGGUGAGAAAGCGAUCCAGGUCGAUCUCAAGAUGGAAAUAGAAUUGAAUAUGGUGAUGAUGAUGAUGAUGAUGAUGAUGAUUUUUGUAGAAGGUAAUAGAGAUACAAAUGAGGUGUAUGAUCCGUGCAUGGAUAGUAAAAUUCAAAGAUCAGAGGGGUUUUCAUUUGGGAUUGCACUCUCUUCAAAUGAAUCAUUCUUUUCCAAUGGAACCCAACUUUCUCCUUGUGAUAAUCGUCUACCAAUCUAUCAUGGUAAGGCAGCCGUAUUCGCUGUAUUUAGGCCCAUGGUGGACGAAAUCUCUCUCCUUAAUGUUUCUAGCUCCGAUUUAGAUCCGGCUGCGAUGGGUGGAUAUAUGGUGGCAUUCGCUGGAAAAAAGUAUGCAGCAAGAUCGCAACCCAUAUUUGUUGCAGACGAUACACACAUUGUAACAAGUUUUGCUUUGGUACUAGAAUUUGAUAGGGGUACUCUGGUGAACUUACACUGGAAAAAGUUCGGGUGCAGAGAGUGCGGAGGGGACCAAUCAUUUGUGUGCCUGAAUAACCAAGACUGUGCAGUACAAAGAUCCAAGUGUAUAAAGCAAGGAGGGAGUUUGGAGUGCCACUUAAGCAUACAGUUGACAUUCUCUGGUACAGACAAGAAUCUUAAUACACUCAAUUCUUGGUAUGAGCUCAACAAUCUUCGUCACAACUCUCUUCUUCGCCUCUUCAACUCACUUACUAAUUCUCUCCUUAAUUAAACAACUCUCUUUAGUGUAAUUAAACCUAUCAAAAAUUAAUAAUU
Molecule: messenger RNA, 887 nt
Organism: Cannabis sativa
Lineage: Eukaryota; Viridiplantae; Streptophyta; Magnoliopsida; Rosales; Cannabaceae
Exons: 3
Coding region: 139-843 (234 amino acids)
Biological process (GO): tRNA wobble uridine modification; protein histidyl modification to diphthamide
Cellular component (GO): nucleus; cytosol
Molecular function (GO): metal ion binding
Source: RefSeq, a predicted model, not a curated record